Leishmania mexicana MHOM/GT/2001/U1103 is the source of this 564-nucleotide messenger RNA. Its product is annotated as putative caltractin. Gene Ontology annotation, cellular component: centriole; centrosome. Gene Ontology annotation, biological process: mitotic cell cycle; centriole replication. The transcript has a single exon. Gene Ontology annotation, molecular function: calcium ion binding. Lineage: Eukaryota; Euglenozoa; Kinetoplastea; Trypanosomatida; Trypanosomatidae. The record is from RefSeq and is a predicted model, not a curated record. Bases 1 to 564 code for a protein of 187 amino acids.
AUGAGCUUCGCGAGCACCACGGCGUUGAGGCCGAGCACCUCCACAUCCAACGCAAACACCGAGCUCAGCAAGGACCAGUUGGAGGAAAUCCGCGAGGCGUUUGACUUGUUCGACACGGAUGGCAGCGGCACGAUCGACGUGCGGGAGCUGCGCAUUGCCAUGCGCGCGCUCGGCUUCGAGCCCCGUAAGGAGGAGCUGCAGCAGCUUAUCAACAGCGUCACCGGUGGCAGCGGCUGCGAGGGGACCACUACGCGGCUGCCGAGCACCAGCAAUGUGAGCGCGCCCAGCGAAGUGAUCACCUUCUCGCAGUUUGUGCAGAUUAUGAAGCACAAGGUGUCCCAACGGGACUCGCGGGAGGAGAUGCUGAAGGCGUUCGUGCUCUUCGACACAGAGGGCACGGGCAAAAUCUCGUUCCAGAACUUGAAGCGAGUGGCGGUGGAGCUUGGCGAGAACAUGACGGACGCCGAGCUGCAGGAGAUGAUCGACGAGGCGGACCGUGACGGGGACGGCGAGGUGAGCGAGGAGGAGUUUCUUCGCCUAAUGAAGAAGACCUCGCUGUACUAA